AUGUCGCCCGCCGCCUCCGUAUCCUCCUCGGCCAUCGUCGCCGACGCGGCGAGCGGUUACCACCACCUCAAGAUCGAGGGCUACUCGAGCCUCACGGCCCUUCCCAACGGCCAACGAGUCAGCUCCUGCCAUUUCACCAUCGGCGGCCACCGCUGGAGAAUCGACUGCUACCCCAACGGCAACGGCCAGGACAGCGCCGGCCACGUAUCCAUCUUCCUCUUCCUCGACGAGGAUGUGGCGGCGGGGAAGGGCCAAGGCCACGCUAGCGCCGCAGUCAUCACCGGCCGGACGCAGCUUCUCUGGCAGGGGAUGCCAAGGUUUGCCAAGUGGGAAGCCUUGGAGCAAUCGAGGCACCUCAGGCACGAUUCGUUCAACAUCAGGUGCGACGUCACCUUCGUCAACGGGUACAAGGUCCGCAAUGCCGAGAAACCUGCUCCGGAUGCCGUCCUGGUGCCACCGUCCAACCUGAAACACCUCGGCGAUCUGCUCCACACCGGAAAGGGUGCUGAUGUGGUGUUCGAGGUUGGCGACGAGACGUUCGCGGCGCACCGGCGCGUGCUCGCUGCCCGGUCUCCGGUCUUCAGCGCAGAGCUCUUUGGAGCCAUGAAGGAGAGCAGCACCAAUGAUCUGGUCCGCAUACAUGGCAUGGAGGCACAGGUGUUCAAGGCUAUGCUCUGUUUUGUGUACACUGACUCGUUGCCAGAGAUGAAGAAAGAAGAGGAAGGUGCCAUGUACCAGCAUCUUCUUGUCGCUGCGGACACGUAUAACCUGGAGAGGCUGAAGCUCAUCUGUGAAGACAAGCUGUGCAAAUACAUCGAUGUCUGUACCGUGGCGAACAUCUUGGCACUAGCUGAAGCUCACCACUGCAAUGUGCUGAAGAAUGCAUGCUUCGGUUUUCUUGGCCGUAAGGCAAAUCUGAUGGCGGUCAUGGCCAGUGAUGGCUUCGAGCAUCUAAACGCAAGCUACCCCUCUGUUGUCAAGGAGUUGUCCGCCAUGCACUCGCUUACUUAG
Lolium rigidum is the source of this 1011-nucleotide messenger RNA. Its product is annotated as BTB/POZ and MATH domain-containing protein 1-like. Gene Ontology annotation, molecular function: protein binding. Lineage: Eukaryota; Viridiplantae; Streptophyta; Magnoliopsida; Poales; Poaceae. The record is from RefSeq and is a predicted model, not a curated record. The transcript is spliced from 3 exons. The coding region runs from base 1 to 1011 and encodes 336 amino acids. Gene Ontology annotation, biological process: protein ubiquitination.